Messenger RNA from Batrachochytrium dendrobatidis JAM81, 2185 nucleotides. RefSeq lists its product as uncharacterized. Gene Ontology annotation, molecular function: glycerol-3-phosphate O-acyltransferase activity. The record is from RefSeq and is a predicted model, not a curated record. NCBI's taxonomy places the organism in Eukaryota, Fungi, Chytridiomycota, Chytridiomycetes, Rhizophydiales. Bases 33 to 2054 code for a protein of 673 amino acids. The transcript is spliced from 8 exons. Gene Ontology annotation, cellular component: endoplasmic reticulum. Gene Ontology annotation, biological process: triglyceride biosynthetic process.
CUACAACUGACUCGUAGUGCAAGUAUUGCUGAAUGCCUCCAGCUGCUGUAUUGCCUUUGGUGGUCUCUACCGACUAUUCUACUCCCAACAAGCAAUUCAGAUUUUUAUCCACUCAAUCCACCAUCGAUCAACGAAAGCAUCCUUCCCAUUUCAUGACUCCAACGAUGGUUGAUUCUCAACCUACAACUGCUGUCACUUCACCAUACCGCACUACGAGUGCAACGAGUUCUGCUGCUGUUGCUCGAUUCGCUCAAAGAGCCCGUACUAGCCAUCCGUCAAAUGAUAUCAUGCCCGGUUUUGAAGAAAAGUUGCAACGAAAUCAUAUCAAGUUGAAUCCUGGAUUUGUAUUGCAGGAUGGAUUUGCAUUCAUGGCUUAUGGCGCACAGGCCAUUGCUCAAGACGAGUUUUCAAAGUGUUUUGCUCAAAAGCCUCGGAAUUCAUUUGGCUCUCUUUUCAUUAAUGGCCCAAUCUCACUGUUGGAUGGCUUCAUCCGUUACUUUAUUUUAUUUCCAUUGAGGGUGAUGUUGAUGUUGACCGCAUCAGCAUUGUUUUUUAUGGCUUUACCCAUUGUGCUUUAUCUCAACGAUGAGCUAUGGCAGCGCAGAUUAUUCAAAUACUAUUGUAAAGCCUUUGUGGCAUCAUGGGGCGGACGUAUCCGAUACCAUGGCACAAAACCUCGACUUACCGAGCCUCAUAUUUUUGUGUCGAACCAUACGUCUGUCAUUGACUAUGUCAUUUUAAGCGCAAAUGAAUUUCCUCAUGCCACUGUGGCUCAAAAACACGGUGGACUAAUUGGUUACUUUGAGCAUUCUGUUUUGACCCUAAAUGGAUCUCUCAUGUUCAACCGGAAUGAAAAGAAUGAUCGAUCCGUUCUUGCUCGCAAAAUGCGCGAGCACGUUGCCAAUCCAGAAAAUGUUCCACUGCUAAUCUUUCCAGAGGGAACCUGUGUCAACAAUGAAUAUACUGUACUAUUCCACAAGGGUGCAUUUGAAUUAAAUGCUGCUAUUGUUCCUGUAGCCAUCAAAUACAACAAGCAUUGGGCAGAUGCGUAUUGGCAUUCAAAAACACAGUCCUUUACAUAUCAUCUACUUUACCUUAUGACUCGGUGGGCCCUGGUUGCUGAUGUGUGGUACUUGGAACCUCGGUGUUUGCGUGAAGGUCAGACUGCCGUGGAAUUUUCAAACGAAGUCAAGGCUGAAAUUUCAUCUGUUGCAAAGUUGAAGAAUUUGUCAUGGGAUGGAUAUUUCAAGAAUUAUGCACCGCCAGUGGAGAAAAGAGCACAAUUGAAACAAAAUUCGCAAACUCGAUACGGAGCAGUACUUCGUAAACGAUUGAAUGGUAACCAUGGACAUGGGCAUACAAGACGGUCAUCAUAUAGUUCUCCCAAUUGCGCUUCGCAACAAGACUCUUUUUCAGAAUCAUCACCGUUUGUUCCUGAAAGUCCUUCAUACGAUGGAACCAAUGCAUCUACACUUUCCAAAAACCGAGUUCUUGUAGCAUUGAAUGAUUCUGAUCGUCGACAGGAUAUGAUUGAAGCCAUUGCAGACAAGCACAACAACAUUGUGGACACUUGGAAACAUUUUUCCAAGUUGCGGUCAGAUUCGGAUGAGCUUCGUCGUAUAGAGAAUUCGUCAUGGAGAAUGUGGUUUAAACAACGUAUUGAGCAAAAGAAACUCAAACAGCAGCAACUAGAACACGCGCAUGAGGAGCAGCAGCUAUUACAGUCACGACUUGCACGACAGCUUUGGACAUCUAGCGAAUCAUCGAGUAUGUUGAGCAUAGUAUCUUCCUAUCUUUCAACCUCUGGUAGUUUGUUUGGUGACGGGACGAAUGGGGAAGGAGUAGUGCGUCGUGCACGUAGCUUUGGAUCUGCCAUGUCAGCACUUGGUGGGAUGACAUCUAUGAAUUAUAAAAUGGACUCGUCCAAACAUGCAGGAUCAGCAAUACAUUUACACCAGAGUAAGAGUCAGGAAGGGUCACGACUGCAUUCCCAGCAACGAAAACCUGCUAGUUUCCAGCUCUCAGAUGAUGAUGAUGAAUCAUGGGACGAUUAAAUCAUUCAAGCAUGGAUCAAAGUUUUAGUAUCGUAUUGACGUAAAAUGGAGCAUUUUCUGUAUUCAUCUUUCAGAUUUUGUCUAUUUUUCCUUGGAAUAAACAAUGGUCAACUCUUUACUAUUUUUCUAUU